Molecule: messenger RNA, 1781 nt
Organism: Xiphophorus hellerii (green swordtail)
Lineage: Eukaryota; Metazoa; Chordata; Actinopteri; Cyprinodontiformes; Poeciliidae
Product: MOB kinase activator 2
Exons: 5
Coding region: 366-1049 (227 amino acids)
Source: RefSeq, a predicted model, not a curated record
GAAACCUGCCUGUCUGCUUCGAACGGAGAGAGAAGGAGGAGCCUGCUGGGUGUGGAACUCCAGACAAAGGAGACAUAAACACACUGACACUGGAGAAGUGAAGCAAAAAAAGAAAGAGACAGCUGGAAAGCGUCAUUUUGCCUGAACUCCAACUAUAAUUUGGGAAACGUCUUGAAGAAGGGAUUUAUUUGGUGUGUGUGUGUGUGAGAGCUGUGUGAGCCUGUUUGCAAGCUGCUGAGGUAUGUUUGUGUUGGAGCUGGACUUUACGUGUGCUGCCCACAGUGCGCAGAAGUGUGUGGGUUAGUGUGUUUGGGAUGGAAAAGUGGGGCUGGCUCAGCAAACAGCUCUGCUCUUAGCUUUACGCCAUGGGGGGCUGCCACAGUUACCCCUCGGCUACAAAGGUAGACACCAAGACUCCUCAGCCGUCUGACAUCCACAGUGAGAAACUCGGAAUCAACAACAAUAACCAGGAGGAGUGUCCGUAUCUGCAGCGGCAAAAUGCUUGCCAGAGGAUCACAGACGCUAACAUGUUUGCCCUCAUAUCAUUGCCGCCUGGCAUGGACAAAGCAGAGUGGCUGGCCAGCAACACUGUGGCUUUUUUCAACCACAUAAACCUGUUCUCCAGCGCUCUGUCAGAGUUCUGCACUCCCAGCACCUGCCCAACUGCCUGUGGACCAGGCAACAUGGUCUACUUUUGGACUGAUGACCAUGGCAGGAAACUGAAAUGCUCUGCUCCACUUUACUUUGACUACGCCAUGUCGUACAUUCAAGAGCUUCUGACUGAUGAAGAUGUGUUCCCCACUAAAGCAGGUGCAACGUUUCCGACGGGAUUCAUCUUCCUGGUUCAGAAGGUCUUCCUACUGCUUUUAAGGACCCUGGCUCACAUUUACUGGUCUCACUACAGUGAGGUGCUUGCUCUGGACAUGCACCCACACCUCAACACUCUUUUCUCUCACCUGACUCUUUUCUGCCAGCAGCACUCGCUGCUGGAGCCUGAAGACAUGAAGCCUCUGCAGGACCUUAUUAACGCUCUGGAGCGGCACGGAUGAAACACUCAAAUUUCCUUACUUUUGCUUAUUUAUUGGUUUCAGUCUGUAAUAUCAGACUCUUCUUUGUAGAACUCCGAUUUAUGUCAUAGCUUAGUUUUUUUUUAAAAAAGACAAGUCUGGAAGAUGUAAAAUGCCAAGAUGAUAUAAGAGUUAUGCUUCCAGUUGGGAGCUCAGUUAUUCAGUUAUUGUCUUUUUUAUCAUAAAAUCUAUAUUGCAUGUUGGUUUUUAGCAUAACUGUGCAUUAUUUUAUUGUCAUCAUCCAUACCUUCUUUCAUGUAAGAUUCAACUUAAAUGUUACUUCAAGAAUUAAUCGUGGCCAACCAAAUGGAGAUGUUGUUGUACUAGGAUUCUUGAGGUCCCACAAGAGUGAAGUGUAGAUGUAGUUGCUAUAAAUGUUCAUCUCUGCAGAUUAAGAUUUUGCUCAAUCUUUGUAUAAAGAUUUGUGAGAAAAGAUUGUGACAUGAUGAGCGACUGAAUGCUUUUUAUUAAAAGUAAUUUUUAUGCGAAAUUCUGGAAUUAUAACAGUUUGGUGUUGUAAACUGGGAUACCAGAUUUUUUUCUGCUCCCUUUUUGUUUCUUUAAUUUCAGAUUUUGGAUUUUAGCAUAAAAACAAUUCAUCCAUCUUUUAUGUAACUGUGCACAAACCACUUUAUCCUAGGUUUAUUGAGCCAUUUCAGUUUCCAACCCUGAUUCAUUGCCAAGAUCCCAUAAAAUAAAAUGGAAAUUUCUUUA